UUGUCUUGUAUCGGUUAUUGCUGCUGCUGCUGUUGUUGUUAUUUGAAUGACCAGAUUAUUCCCAUCCACCUCUUUCUCUUCAUGUCGACUUUCCUGCAAACGUUCAUGCGGAUGCCAUGGUCACGUUUACCACGAUCUUACACGUGAACAAGGUGAUGUCCAUCUUGUUUUAUGUGGUAUUUCUUGCUUAUCUCCGUGGCAUCCAGUCUACCAACAUGGAUCAAGGGAGUUUACCGGAAGGUUCGAUAAAUUCUCUCAUUAUCAAACUUAUUCAAGCAGACAUUUUGAAAAAUAAGGACUCCAAACAGGUGAUAGGUAUUAAGGAAAGUGUUCAAGACCCAUUGAAGAAAACAGACUCUGUUGAGCCAAGCAUAGAUGACCACGAAAAUGUGAAAUUGGGUUUCCCACCAGUUAUUUCAAUGGAUACAGAACUAUUGAGGCAACAGAGACGCUACAGCUCCCCCAGGGUUCUCUUUAGUGACAAUACCCCAUUGGAACCCCCACCGUUAUAUCUUAUGGAGGAUUACAUUGGUAGUUCUGUGGUGGUGAACCGAACGUCUCGGCGGAAGAGGUUUGCUGAAAACAAGAGUCACCGUGGGGAGUAUUCAGUGUGUGACAGUGAAAGUCGAUGGGUCACAGACAAAUCUUCAGCUAUUGACAUUAGAGGACACCAAGUAACUGUACUAGGAGAAAUCAAAAUGGGCCCUUCCCCCGUCAAACAAUAUUUUUAUGAAACAAGGUGUAAACAAGCCAAACCUGCCAAAAGUGGUUGUCGUGGUAUAGAUGAUAAGCACUGGAAUUCCCAGUGCAAAACAUCACAAACAUUUGUACGAGCAUUGACUUCAGAAAAUAAUAAAUUUGUAGCCUGGCGAUGGAUAAGAAUAGACACCUCUUGCGUGUGCGCAUUGUCCAGGAAAAUCGGACGAUCAUAGGUCUGAGUCUCUCUGCCAUAUAAAUUAUUAUGUCUAAAUUAUAUGAUAUGCAUGUAGCAUAAAAUGAUUCUAUUGUUUUAUAUAUUAUAAGUUGUCAUUAUUUAUUAAAUUCCAGCAAACUACAAGAUAUAUAGAUAUAGAUAUAUAUAAGCUUUCUCUCUCAAGAAAUAACAGGAAAGUAUGGAUGGCUACCAUGGGCAGAGCCGUUUUAUGACUGCUUGUGACUUCCGUUCCUCCCCAGCUUUCCAUAAACUGCCUGUAAAAUCUUUGUGUAACAUCAAUAUUUUUCAUUCAGUAUUGUCAAUCCACUGACCACUGAGUAAAUCUGUUAAAAGA
Messenger RNA from Elgaria multicarinata webbii, 1268 nucleotides. RefSeq names its product neurotrophin 3 (gene NTF3). Gene Ontology annotation, biological process: regulation of neuron differentiation; nerve growth factor signaling pathway; nerve development. Gene Ontology annotation, cellular component: dendrite; axon; synaptic vesicle. Bases 117 to 932 code for a protein of 271 amino acids. Gene Ontology annotation, molecular function: growth factor activity; nerve growth factor receptor binding. The record is from RefSeq and is a predicted model, not a curated record. The transcript is spliced from 2 exons. Lineage: Eukaryota; Metazoa; Chordata; Lepidosauria; Squamata; Anguidae.